UGUUAUCCAUUGUUGGGCUACAGCCUGCGACAUCGAAACAACCACAACCGAAACUUUUCACAUUGGAGUCAAAUAGCCUGCUCAGUCGUGAUUAGUCAGACUAUUUGAUUCAUUUACCCGACAGGCACAACUUUGAGAAGUUACCGAAAAAAGAAGAACUAACCUCGGUUAGUGACGGGAGUUAAAAAGGGAAGAAAACUUUGAGUCAAGGAGUUCUCCUCAAAUUCCCAUUCCUCCAUUUUGAACUUUUUAAACUCAACUUGUUCGAGUGGGUUGUUGUUGAAUCUGUAAGAACAUGACAAGCAUCAAUACUGCCAACAUCAACUUUAAAUGGGAUCCAAAGAGCCUGGAGAUCCGCACUUUGGCAGUGGAGAGGCUGCUGGAGCCCCUGGUCACCCAGGUCACCACUCUGGUAAACUCGAGCAACAAAGGCCCUUCUAACAAGAAGAAGGGACGCUCUAAGAAGGCUCAUGUUUUGGCUGCCUCAGUGGAGACUGCUACCCAGAACUUCCUGGAGAAAGGAGAAAAGAUUGCAAAGGAAAGUCAGUUCCUUAAAGAUGAGCUGACUGCUGCUGUGGAGGAUGUCCGCAAGCAAGGAGAGUCGAUGAAGUUGGCAUCUGGAGAGUUUGCAGAAGACCCCUGCUCUUCGGUGAAGAGGGGCAACAUGGUCCGUGCUGCCAGGGCUCUCCUCUCAGCUGUCACUCACCUGCUUGUGUUGGCAGACAUGUCAGAUGUGUACAAACUGCUAUUGCAGCUCAAACUGGUGGAGGACAAUCUGGUGAAAGUGCGUAAUGCAGGAACAGAGCAGGACCUGGGGAUCCAAUAUAAGGCCCUGAAACCAGAGGUGGACAAGCUGAACAUCAUGGCCGCCAAGAGACAGCAGGAGCUGAAGGACGUGCACCACAAGGACCAAAUGGCUGCUGCCCGGGGGGUCUUACAGAGGAACAUCCCCAUGCUGUACACAGCGUCCCGUGCCUGCCUGCAGCACCCUGACGUGGCAGCCUACAAGGCUAACCGUGACCUCAUCUACAAGCAGCUGCAGCAUGCAGUGUCAGGCAUCUCCAAUGCCGCCCAGGCCACUGCCACUGAAGACUCAGCCCUCAAUCAGCCAGCAGGGGGAGGAGAGCUUGCCUAUGCCCUCAACAAUUUUGAUAAACAAAUCAUCGUGGACCCCCUGGCGUUCAGCGAGGAGCGGUUCCGUCCCUCUCUGGAGGAGCGCCUUGAGAGCAUUAUCAGUGGCGCUGCCCUGAUGGCUGACUCUUCGUGUACACGCGAUGACCGCAGGGAGCGCAUCGUGGCUGAAUGCAACUCUGUGCGUCAGGCUCUUCAGGACCUUCUGUCUGAGUAUAUGGGCAACGCUGGCAGGAAAGACAGGAGUGAUGCUCUAAAUAGCGCCAUCGACAGGAUGACAAAGAAGACCAGGGACCUGCGCAGACAGCUGCGUAAAGCUGUAAUGGACCAUGUCUCUGACUCCUUCUUGGAAACUAAUGUUCCUCUCCUGGUCCUGAUUGAAGCUGCCAAGAACGGCAACGAGAAGGAAGUCAAGGAGUAUGCACAGGUGUUCCGUGAACAUGCCAACAAGCUGAUUGAGGUGGCCAACCUGGCAUGCUCCAUCUCCAACAAUGAGGAGGGAGUGAAACUGGUCCGUAUGGCAGCCUCCCAGCUGGAAACUCUCUGCCCUCAGGUGAUUAAUGCAGCGUUAGCCCUUGCUGCCAAGCCCAACAGUAAGGUGGCCCAGGACAAUAUGGAUUUGUUCAAGGAGCAGUGGGAGAAGCAGGUCCGUGUCCUCACUGAUGCUGUUGAUGACAUAACAUCCAUUGAUGACUUCCUUUGUGUAUCUGAGAACCACAUCCUAGAGGAUGUGAAUAAAUGUGUGAUCGCUCUGCAAGAGAAGGAUGUUGAUGGCUUGGAUCGCACAGCUGGGGCUAUUCGAGGUCGUGCUGCCAGGGUGGUCCAUGUGGUCACCUCAGAAAUGGAUAACUAUGAGCCUGGAGUCUACACUGAGAAGGUCUUGGAGGCCACCAAACUCCUCACUGACACAGUCAUGCCACGGUUCACAGAGCAGGUGGAGGCUGCAGUGGAGGCCCUGAGUGCAAAUCCUGCACAGCCUGUGGAUGAGAACGAGUUCAUUGACGCAUCCCGCCUGGUGUAUGAUGGCGUUCGCGACAUCCGAAAGGCUGUCCUCAUGAUCAGAACUCCAGAGGAGCUGGACGACUCUGACUUUGAGACGGAGGACUUUGAUGUUCGCAGCAGGACCAGCGUGCAGACUGAGGAUGACCAGCUUAUUGCCGGCCAGAGUGCCAGGGCUAUCAUGGCGCAGUUGCCCCAGGAGCAGAAGGCAAAGAUUGCUGAGCAGGUGGCCAGCUUCCAGGAAGAGAAGAGCAAGCUGGAUGCUGAGGUAUCCAAGUGGGACGACAGCGGCAAUGACAUCAUCGUGCUGGCUAAGCAGAUGUGCAUGAUCAUGAUGGAGAUGACAGACUUCACCAGGGGGAAAGGACCGCUGAAGAAUACGUCUGAUGUCAUCAGCGCUGCUAAGAAAAUCGCAGAGGCGGGAUCAAGAAUGGACAAGCUAGGCCGCACCAUCGCUGAUCACUGCCCUGACUCUACCUGUAAGCAGGACCUGCUGGCCUACCUACAGCGUAUUGCCCUGUACUGCCACCAGCUCAACAUCUGCAGCAAGGUCAAAGCCGAGGUCCAGAACCUGGGAGGAGAGCUGGUUGUCUCUGGGGUGGACAGCGCCAUGUCUCUCAUCCAGGCAGCCAAAAAUCUGAUGAACACAGUGGUAUCGACUGUGAAGGCCUCCUAUGUGGCGUCUACCAAGUACCAGAAGGUCCAAGGCAUGCAGUCCCUCAACAUGCCGGCCAUCUCCUGGAGGAUGAAGGCACCUGAGAAGAAGCCGCUGGUGAAGAGGGAGAAGCAGGAUGACGGCCAGACUAACAGAGUCAAGAGAUCCUCUCACAAGAAGCAUGUUAAUCCUGUGCAAGCCCUGAGCGAGUUCAAGGCCAUGGAUAGCAUCUAAAUCCACUAUUUAUAAUUCAAGAGGAAGGGAGAGACGAUAUAUUGGUCAAUAAAUUGAGCUUGACAGUUAAUCAGAAAGAAAGGAUUUAACACAUUUAAAAGACGUUACUCCAUCUUUGCAUAGUCAGCUUGUCUGUUUGACUUGGAGUUGCUUUGUAGUGGCUUCCUACGGUUAUACCCAUUAUAGUCCUACUCUGUCUCUCUUAUCUCAAACAAAAGCUCUGAUUUGCUCUAGUCUGUAGCAUUAAGUAUUAAUUCUCUUCUGGGGAAAUUGCAGUUAAAGCAAACAACUGGACAAAGGCAUUUUUUUAACCUAUCCUUUUUUUUCUGUCAUGUUUAUAAGUGGCAAAGAAGCAUUGGCUUUCAUAGAUGUUGUAAGAACUAAUUCUAAGAGGCUUUCGAUUAGAUUUUUUGAGUAUUUUGUAUCCUAACCUGUUUUAUAAUAAUAUUGUGGGGGUCUCUUUGGUGUUCCACUAUGUUUAUGAUUGUGGCACAGUGACUUGUAAUGUGUAGUUCAGAUAUCAACUAUGCAAAAUCUCAAAUUCCUUAUUUUAACUCAAGCAAUAACUGUAGUUCAUUUGGAUGUGCUGAGGUAACUCUUGAGGUUUUAAAUGUUUUGGUUUAGGUCUAAGGAACCAAAGUCAAUAUUUUUCCAUGUGUGCUCACAUUGUUAUGUCUUUAUAUAUCUAUAUACAAAUAUAUAGUUUGUUAUGCCACUAUACACAGUUCAGUCCUUCACUAUUUUCAGUACUGUAUUUCUAAUGAUCUUGUGGUCCCUUUUAUUUGGACGGGUAAAUGUUAUAUAUAUAUUUUUUUCCCUCUUUAUUCUAAGUACACCCCCCCAGGCUUUAUCAUUGUCAUGUUUCUUUGAUGCAGCAAACCAAAGGUAAUAGAGAGCAGUCCAACCAACCCUCUUUUUCUGCUACAUAAGACUGGUGCAGGUGCUGCAUCCAACACCUCUAGCACACAGAUCCACCCAGUCAGUGAGCCUUUGUAAAUGCGCUCUCAACUGCUCGAGGAGCCUGGAAGAACUAAGUGGGCUCAACAAUGAAUAGACCAUGUGUCACUGUUCUCUAAAGCUGACAGGCUCCAUUAACUGUCAGUGAGACUAAACACCUCCACAGUCUAAGAAUGUGUCCAAAUUGAGGGAUCAAUAUGUUUUCUCUGUACAGCUUAGAGGGUGGGCGGGGAAAAGAGGAAAUUCCACUGGCUUUAACCUCUGCUCACUGUGACUCGCCUUCUGUCAGAUCCAAGGCCUUAAGCUUGAACAAGAAUUAAGAUUUUAUACUAUGCGCAAUCAUACUGUUUGUUAAGCAUUUGAAAGGUCUUCUUUUAGCUGUUGUGGAAGUCCUUGGAAGAAUUUUGAGGGUGUUGGAGCUUUAAAAUGGUUAACAGAGUGGGAAGUUAACAAGAGCCAACAGCCAAAGGUUGCCACGAGUUUGGCUGUGGCUGGGGAUUUGAUCUGCUCUACCAGCCUCUUGAUUGGGUAACCUUCCUCCUCUCUCUCCUAAAAAGAAAAAAAUAAAAUAAAAUAAACAAGUAAAAAUGUGGCUUGUGAAUUUUUCACCCACCGUGGCUAGCGACUGACAGUUAAUUCCCUGCCCUGUUAACAAGGGAAAGACCUUUUUUACAUUAGGUAAGAUCAGUAGAAAGGAAAGGAGUGGCUCUUUGCAGCUUGUUUUCCAGUCACAACAUAGCUCUCUGCUGCAUAGUGAUGCAUUGGUGCACAGAGCGGCUUUGAAAUCCUGCUGCCUUCUGGUUGAAGCUCAAUCUUUUCUCACUCAUUUGACAUCUGUAAACUAUAGCAGAAUGGGCAUGUCAGGUUAUUUGACAGAUGGGAGAUUUUUUUUUUUUCUUUUUCCCUUUUUUUUAAGGGGAGGGCAGACUCAAGCAUUUUGAGUAUGUUUCCAGUGUGGUAAGGUUUUCCUGUUGAUUUACAUCUUUUGCUGUGAUGUUUAGAGUUUGACUCUGGAGUGUUCAUACUACUUUGCUGUGGAAAUUAUUAUUGAGAGCUGACUUUAUACUGCACACUAUUUUCCAUAUUCAUGUGCCUGCUUUAUAUCUUAAUAAACAAAUUAGAUGGAUCCACUA
Messenger RNA from Myripristis murdjan (pinecone soldierfish), 5109 nucleotides. RefSeq names its product catenin (cadherin-associated protein), alpha 1 (gene ctnna1). The transcript is spliced from 18 exons. Lineage: Eukaryota; Metazoa; Chordata; Actinopteri; Holocentriformes; Holocentridae. Gene Ontology annotation, biological process: cell migration; cell-cell adhesion. Gene Ontology annotation, cellular component: actin cytoskeleton; catenin complex; adherens junction. Gene Ontology annotation, molecular function: beta-catenin binding; structural molecule activity; cadherin binding. The record is from RefSeq and is a predicted model, not a curated record. The coding region runs from base 296 to 3019 and encodes 907 amino acids.